AGAGAGCGUGAAGUAGGAGGGUAUCGCAUCGGUAACGAGAUUGGUCGCGGUUCAUUUGCGACGGUUUACAAAGGUUACCGCAUUAAGGACCGCGAACCCGUCGCCAUCAAAUCAGUCUUACGAUCAAAGCUUACGAAGAAGUUGCUGGAGAACCUCGAUUCUGAAAUCGCAAUCCUCAAGAGCCUGGGGCACCCACACAUCGUCGCCCUCAUCGCCUGCUUCAACCACCAGCCAUCACCAACACCGCAAUAUGACCUUUCAUCAUCACCAAGCCCAGCCAACUUUGAGGCCGGAGGAUCAUCGACAAGCAAAUAUAUCCACCUCAUCAUGGAGUUCUGCGCGCUGGGCGACCUGAGUUUCUUUAUCAAGAAGCGUGAACAUUGGAAGGAGAUACCAGAGAUUCGCCACCUUAGCACGCGUUACCCAUACCCACCGGCCGGUGGCCUGAAUGAAUACGUUGUUAAGCAUUUCCUGCGGCAACUGUCAUCCGCGCUUGCUUUCCUCCGCGAGAGGAACCUCAUUCACAGAGAUGUUAAGCCGCAAAACUUGCUGCUCCAGCCGCCACCGAACCCUAAUGCGCCUGCAUUCUGCAGCAGCGGAGAGGACCUGCCGGUAUUGAAGAUUGCUGAUUUCGGUUUUGCAAGGAGUCUGCCAGGUGGAGGACUGGCUGAGACUUUGUGUGGAAGUCCAUUGUAUAUGGCACCAGAGAUCCUGAGGUACGAGAAGUAUGACGCCAAGGCAGACCUUUGGUCCGUAGGUGCUGUCCUGUUUGAGACAUUGACGGGCCGUCCUCCGUUCCGUGCGCAGAAUCACGUCGAGUUGCUUCGCAGAAUCGAACGUGCAGGGUCGGCAGGUGUGAGAUGGCCGGAAGAGGCGUUGUCCAAUGUCAGUGGCGAGAUGAGGGAGUUCGUAGGGAGAUUGUUGAAGAAGGAACCUGGGGAGCGUAUGGAUUUUGGAGAGUUUUUUGGGUGGGUUGAUGGAAUGGAGGGUGUCGGUGGACAAGCAUUGGAAGUUGUCGCAAAGUCCAGGACGGGUGAGUUGAUGGUGGGCACGACUACAUUACCUACGGAGGGAACGAGUCCCAGUCCAGCAUUCAUCACGGAUUAUAUCUCGUCAACACCAAGGCAGCCGGCACCGCCUAUGGUUCCUUCAUCUAUACCUACGCGACCCCCGCUGGGUCAUCAUGCAACAACGACUAAUGCUCAUCAGCCACCUACGGGUUACUUCACCCGGAGGAUGUCAACACCCAGUCAUACUGCACGUCCUGCUCUCACGCACGACACCUUCCAAACACCAUCCGCAGCGACAGCUUUGGAGCGUCGUCCCUCUCAGCGGGCUCAUGCGGGCACGCAGGUCGUCACUACCAUUGACGAGGAUGAGAGGGAUUAUGUCAUGGUUGAGAAGCGGUCUGUGGAAGUAAAUGCCCUGGCGGAUGAGCUUGCGAGACCGAGAACGCAGCCGCCUGUCAGUCGUCGUUCAUCUGGCUCUUUGGCUAGGGGUAUCAGUGCGACGGGUGGUUAUUCACCCCGUUCUACCAGCGCGUUUGGUACGUCGCCCGGUUCGGCGCUCGCGAAGGCCAUUUCGCUUGCGAGUAUGCGUUUGUUGGGUUCGGGAAAGUCUCCUCCCGUGGCUCAAUGGCUGGCGAAGGGAAAGAAAGUAAUGCCUUGGAUGAGUAGUCCUCACUACAACCACGUAGUGGGAUUCGAGACUGGAACCGAGGACGAUGCGCAGGUCGUGAAGCAGCUUGGUGAGAUCUGCAGCCGUGCCGAAGUCGUGUAUGAGUUUGCGGAGGUUAAGCUGUCGCAGUUGAUACCACCUACACCAGUUGGUGCUGGCGGAGCUGAUCCUUCGCCGUUGACACCGGAAGCGACUGCGACACUCGCCGAGGAAGCGUUGGUGUUGUACGUGAAGAUUUUAGGUCUUCUUCAGCACGGGAUGGAGAUUGUCGGCGCUUACUGGUCCAGUGCUAGACAUGGUAUUGCCGCCAGUCCCGACUUGAAUACUGCCGUGCAAUGGAUCCGUGAUAGGUUCAACGAGUGCUUAGAGAAGGCAGAGUAUGCCAGAGGCAAACUUGGCAGUGCCGUGGGUGAGAGUGGACCUACCCCGAGCUCCGCAACUAUGGAGGUGAUCACUGCCGAGAAGCUUCUAUACAACCGUGCUUUGGACAUGAGUCGUCAAGCAGCGAUCAACGAGCUCGUAGGGGAUGACCUUCUCCAAUGCGAGAGUUCAUAUGAGGUCGCGAUCACGAUGUUGGAAGCGAUUUUGGAUAACGAG
Messenger RNA from Saitoella complicata NRRL Y-17804, 2274 nucleotides. RefSeq names its product Pkinase-domain-containing protein. The transcript has a single exon. Gene Ontology annotation, cellular component: cytoplasm; autophagosome. The record is from RefSeq and is a predicted model, not a curated record. The annotation marks the transcript as partial. Lineage: Eukaryota; Fungi; Ascomycota; Saitoellomycetes; Saitoellales; Saitoellaceae. Gene Ontology annotation, molecular function: protein serine/threonine kinase activity; ATP binding. Gene Ontology annotation, biological process: autophagy; autophagosome organization; peptidyl-serine phosphorylation.